Suillus clintonianus is the source of this 3601-nucleotide messenger RNA. Its product is annotated as armadillo-type protein. Bases 77 to 3331 code for a protein of 1084 amino acids. Gene Ontology annotation, biological process: protein import into nucleus. NCBI's taxonomy places the organism in Eukaryota, Fungi, Basidiomycota, Agaricomycetes, Boletales, Suillaceae. Gene Ontology annotation, molecular function: small GTPase binding; nuclear import signal receptor activity. The transcript has 16 exons. The record is from RefSeq and is a predicted model, not a curated record. Gene Ontology annotation, cellular component: cytoplasm; nucleus.
GGAACUUGAAUAUUGACGAUCAGAGACUCAUCUAUCCCCUUGCCCUCUCUCUCCUCCUUGUUCACGACUGUCAAAGAUGGAUCCGAAUUUUGUGCAGGGGCUGCACAAUCUAUUGCUGCAAUCCACUUCAAACGAUACCAACCAGCUUAAAGCUGCAACAGCGCAGCUUAAUACCGAAUACUACAAAAAUCCAGCAUGCAUAUCCGCACUCGCACAAAUACUCGCCAGUUCGCCUGAAAUCGCGGUUCGCCAACUGGCUGCUGUCGAGAUGCGAAAGCGUGUUUCCCAAAAGAGCGGUGAUCUAUGGAUGCAACUCCCACAAGAUGUCCGUUUGCAGAUCAAAGAACAGCUUCCUGUUUUGAUCCUUGCGGAAGAAAAUAAGCUCGUCCGACACUCUGCCGCACGUGUCAUCGCUGCUGCUGCUAGCAUCGAACUUACAGCUGGAACAUGGCCACAACUCCUUCCGUGGUUACACCAGUCAUGUACAUCAGCACAGCUCGCGCAUCGCGAGGUCGCCAUUUUCAUUUUGUUCACUGUCCUCGAAAGCAUCGUGGAAGGUUUCCAGGAGCAUCUCCAAAGUUUCUUCAAACUCUUCGAAGGUCUUUUGAAUGAUCCUGAGAGUAUUGAAGUUCGUAUAACGACUGUUCGGGCUUUGGGUGUCAUUGCCCAGUACAUUGACUCUGAUGAUAAGGCUGACAUCAAAUCCUUCCAAGCACUUCUCCCUGCUAUGAUCCGAAUUCUCGGACAAUCAAUUGAGUCUGGUGAUGAGGCUGGUGCUCGUCAACUAUUCGAUGUAUUCGAGACUCUUCUCAUCCUUGAAGUACCAAUUCUCGGCCCACAUAUUGCGGAGCUGGCAUCCUUCCUCCUUCAAGCUGGUGGGAACCGCAAUCUCGACGCUGAAAUCCGUGUUUUGGCCCUCAACGCCCUUAACUGGACCGUGCAAUACAAAAAAUCAAAAAUCCAAAGCCAGUCCCUUGCUGGCGCUAUUUUGGAGGGCCUCAUGCCUAUUACCACCGAACCCGAACCUGCAGAUUCCGAUGAUGACGCCCCUUGCCGUUCUGCUCUUCGUAUCAUCGAUGGUCUCGCCACGAACCUUCCCCCCACCCAAGUAUUCCCUCCUCUCCGAACGCUUAUCUCCCAUUAUUUCUCUUCUCCUGAUGCCAACAACCGCCGUGGUGCGAUGCUUGCGCUUGGCGUGGCUGUGGAGGGCUGCAGCGAGUUCAUGACGCCUUUGAUGAGCCACAUAUGGCCUGUUAUCGAGGCUGGUCUCCAGGACGGUGACAACUCUGUCAGGAAGGCGACCUGUAUCGCUGUAAGCUGUUUGUGCGAGUGGCUGGAGGAAGAGUGUGUUGCGAAGCACGCUGUUCUUGUUCCUGUGAUCAUGAGCCUGGUGCACGAUCCUGCGACUCAACGCUCGGCUUGCACUGCUCUUGAUGCACUGCUUGAGAUCUCGCAGGAUGUCAUUGAACAAUACCUCCAGCUUAUCAUGGAGCAACUUGCUGGUCUGCUCGACACUGCACCUAUCGCUGUCAAGACUGUGGUUACUGGAGCCCUUGGUAGUGCGGCACACGCUUCAAAAGAGAAGUUCCUCCCUUACUUCCAGCCGACCAUGAACAAGUUGCAGCACUUCCUCGUCCUCACUGGUGAAGGCGAGGAGACCGAGCUCCGCGGCAUCGCUAUGGACGCUGUUGGAACGUUCGCAGAGGCUGUUGGCGUCGACGUCUUCCGCCCAUACUUCGCGGACAUGAUGAAACAGGCGUUCCAAGGUGUUGAGAUGGGUAGCGCACGUCUUCGGGAGUGCAGUUUCUUGUUCUUCGGUGUGAUGGCUAGGGUAUUUGGCGAGGAAUUUGCGCCGUACCUACCGAGCGUUGUGCCUCCGUUGUUGCAGAGCUGCAAGCAAGCUGAGCAUGGCGAGGAUAAUGUUUCUACCUUUUCUAAUACUGAAGCUGCCGCCGCCUUUGCAUCAGGGUCGUCUCCUACCAACGCGAUCUCUGUUACGGAUGACGUCGAUGUCAAUGGGAACCUCGAACUUGAGCUCGAAGAUGUUGAUCUUGACAAGAUGCUCGAAGUCAAUAGCGCGAUCGCAGUCGAGAAGGAAAUUGCUGCAGACACGAUUGGAACGCUUUUCGCUGCCACGCGCAACCACUUCUUCCCUUUCGUCGAGCCUUGUGCUCUCGAGCUUGUCAACUUGCUCACACAUUAUUACGAGGGUAUUCGCAAGUCCGCGACGGACUCUUUGUUGGAGAUGGUCAGGACAUUCUACGAACUGAGCGGUGCGCCAGACUGGACCCCUGGGGCGACAGUGACUGUGCCUCUGGAGCAGAGCGUGAAAGAGCUCAUUGGUCACAGCUUGAAGCCCUUGCUUGAGAUGUACGAAACCGAGGAUCACAAGAGUGUCGUGGCAUCGUUAUGUCUUGGUCUUGCCGAGACUAUCAACAAGAUCGGACCUGCCUUUAUUGAAGGCCAUCUCGACGUCAUCUGCAGCAUUGCGGUACAGGUCCUUGAGCAAAAGGCACUUUGCCAACAGGACCCUGACCAGGACGAAACCGAGGAGGCACCCGAAGACCAAGCCGAAUACGAUUCAGUGCUCAUUUCCUCUGCAGGCGACUUGGUAUCUUCACUUGCAAAUGCACUGGGCAAUGACUUCGCGCAGGCAUUCGGUACCUUCUUCCCUCUUAUCUCGAAAUAUUACAAGAAGAGCCGGUCGAUGAGCGAUCGCUCUUCCGCUAUCGGUUGUCUCGCAGAGAUCAUUGCUGGCAUGAAAUCCUCUGUCACGCCCUCGACAGAACCUCUGAUGGAUCUGUUCUACCGCGCGCUCAGCGACCCAGAACCGGAGGUUCAGAGCAAUGCGUGCUUUGCCAUCGGUCUUCUCGUUGAACACUCUGAAGUCGACCUUUCGCCGCAAUAUAUGCAUGUCCUCAGCGCCCUCCGCCUGCUGUUCAACGUCUCGCCCACUGAUCCUUCAGCGAAACUCAAUGCGAAGGACAAUGCUGCUGGCGCUGUUGCCCGUCUCAUCAUCCGCAACACUGCUGCCGUCCCUCUGGAUCAGGUCCUUCCUGUGUUGAUCGGCAGUCUCCCGCUCAAGACCGACUACCUUGAAAAUCGCCCGAUUUUCCGCGCUAUCUUCCAUCUAUUCCGCACAACCCCCCAGUCGCUCUUGCCAUACAUGGACCAGCUGCUUGCCGUGUUUGCUCACGUUCUUGAUCCCAAUGGACCGGAGCAGAUUGGUGAUGAGACAGGGGCUGAGCUUAUUGCCUUGAUUGGCAUAUUGAACGCAGAAGAUCCGGGGAGAAUCCAAGCAGCGGGGCUCAGCGCCUUCACAGGAGCAUAAUCCAUUCAUAUUUCUUUUCCGUCAUGCACUUGUCUUCCUUUUCACCAAACCACAACGCUAGUACUAUCGGAUUCCAUGCUUCAGUCCCCUCCGCUUUCGUUGAUUUAGAAUACUUACAGAGUUACUUCAAAGUUCACAUGCUAUCUUCAAAAUUGCUCAUUCACAAGGGUAAUAUGGAUUUGAUAAAUGUUCACAUGACCUAGUCGCGACGCGUUGUUUUUGCGUAUUUGUUUGUUCCCUCUCUUCAAUCAAUCAUCUUUGGCCUUCCAA